AGAAACAUAAAGCGAUUCUGUAUGUCAGACUGUGGAUGUUUACAAAGAGUGUAUUGCAUUCAGGGCCGUCGCGAGGCAAGCCUUGUUGAAGGGGGUGGACUACAAAUUUACCUGAUUAAAAAAUUAUUGCCUGAAAUUCUUAAGUUGCUAUCACAAACCUCUGCAAUACAUUUAGUCAAUCUAACUGUAUAUAAUUCGCAAAUUAUUAUUUUUAGAUGAUGAUAACUGACUUUCCUAAUAGUUUUGUCAAAUCUGUAUAUUGGGAUGGGAAAGGAUAUAGUUACUACCCGAGGCGGUACCACGGUUGCCGCUGAAGGACUAGAAAAUUUUUGAACUUUGAUGCUUCCAGUUUCAUGGAAAAUGCACUCUCUUAGGCAAAUUUUACUAAAGCAAUGAUUCUAUUGAAAAUUCAUUUUUUGCAAAAAAAUUGAACAGCAGGUAAAAAACAACUGGUACAAUUUCGCCGUGGUCUAAUACCAUGCCGUCAGUUACCUUCAAAGGUAGGUAACAAGCAGCACUGGUUAUCAAGUAAAAUCCCUCUUUCCAUCUUAGCAUGCCUUUUGAAUGUUAAAAAAUCUGGAGCUCAUAGUGAAUUGCAGUUGACGCUUCUACUGAAAAAAUUAGGGGAAAUGGAAAUAAGGCACAAUUUUACCUAAAGAGGGGCUGGAUUUUUCGAUUUAGUGCCAACAACAAAUCUUCAAAUCAUUAGUUUGUUUACCUUCAUUCAUAUCAUGGAAUAUCAUAUUUAACCAACGGAGCAACUACCUUGGCUUGAUCAUUUAUUGAUUUUAUGACAGGAAGAUCUCUGAAAUACCUAAAGCGUUUCUUCCACCGAGCGGAUUUUACUGAAAAUUUCCCAUUUAAAUUCUUUUGGGGGUGUGUGUGUGACACCCCCCAGUCGUGCCACCCCUGGUUGCAAUUGAGUUUUUGGUAGCUGAGUCGAAAGCUGAUAGAUAGCUGAUAGAUAGCUGAUAGACAGCGUAACGUUUCUUUUGUCGAAAUAACAAAAAGAAACAUCUUUUUAUUCCCGAUUGUAUCCAUAGAAGCCUGAUAGCCGUCGUGGAAUUUGUUAUGAUGUUCUGCCGGUGGCAAUAGUUUACAUCCCUUCAAAUUAUAUAUAAUUUAUUUAGAAUAUCCUUUGGAAAUUAUAUGAAAGCAAUUAAUCUACGAAAGGUCAGCUUUUCCACUACUGACAAGGUUUACCCUGUAUAAAGGUUCCUAUUAUUCCUGUUGUCGAUGUCUAAAGGCGCUGGGCAGUGAAUCUGAAAGAUGCGUCAGCACUUCUUACAAGUGUUGUUCAGUGUUCUUGGGCUAUGCUUGGUAUUAGAGAUACUUCUUGUCACAAGAAACGCAAGUUUUCAUGAAUCAAGGCGUUGUUUAAACCAUCUUUGUGGGGCUUUUGGCAAAGGGAAAGAUGUGGAAUAUAGUUUUUCGUCUGACAUCGUCAGUAAAGGACUUCGUAUGGUUACAAAAGAUGAUCAACAAAGGGAAGAGACGCUGGACGGUAUUUCCAGAAACAUUACAGAUAAUGGUAUUAAGCAGUUAUCUGAAAACAGAACGAAGUCAAAAGAGGAAGAACAUGCCUCUGGUGCACGCGGUAAACAGAGGCGAAAAUUAGUUAUAAUUCUUGCACAAGGAAGAUCUGGAAGCAGUUUUUUUGCCGAGUUAUUUAAUCGCGACAAAAAUUCUUUCUAUCUUUUCGAACCCUUAUUGGUGGUCGAGAGGUCCAACAAAGUUAUACAUUUUGAACUAAGAAAUCAAAGUUUGCUUAGGAGUUUCAAAAACGAAUCGAGAGAACUUUUCAAAGGCUUGAUUACUUGCCAAGAAAAUACUCAGCUAGCAAAGUACAUGGAUAUUUACGACGAAUACGGGUCGCGUUCUCGCACUGCGGCAUUCGGAAGACCACCUUUUACUGACGAAAAACGAGCGUAUCGAAUCGACCACAAUAAAAUUUUAAAACUCUGCAGUAACUUAACAUCAUACACAGUGUUUAAAGAGCUCGAAUUCAGGCUGCCAGAUAUGAAGCUUGCCAUGCUAGUAGAGUUAUCAGAAGAACUCGGUGUCGACUUGAGAGUCGUGCAAUUGGUACGCGAUCCUAGGGCGUACCUUCAUUCGCAACUAAAGCUUGGAUGGUUUUUUAAGAACACAACUAUAAGAACCAGGCGAGCAGACGUUUAUAUGAAGAGUCGAUGCCUUGAAACGUUGAGAUAUGUUAAUGAUAUUGAAAAGAACAUGAAGAGAUAUAAGAGUAAAAUGCGAUAUACCCUUCUUCGUUAUGAGGAUCUUCUAACUAAGUCUGAUUCAAUGCUUCAAAAGGUGACUGAUGUAACGGGCAUAAACGUAUUCAACAAUUCCAUUGGUUGGUUUAGACAAAUCACAAAAGGUACAGGUAAGGGCGACGGCAACCGAUACCAAAAUGGACCAAGAAAUGCUGCUUUAAUUAAAGAUUCUUGGAGGCAAAAUAUUGAUGUCAAAAUAUUUGAGACGAUUCAAAGAGUCUGCAACAAAACAAUGGCAAGGCUCGGAUAUGUCCACAUUCACAAAAACUUCCUGAAGAAUAAAAGCAUUGCCAGCACUGGAGAUUUCUUACCUUUAGAUCUUUGAGUUAGAAAAAACUUAGUGACGAAUAGGAAGGUGCUAGGGGAACUAGAGAAAUAAUACGGUGAGUGGAAG
Rhopilema esculentum is the source of this 2673-nucleotide messenger RNA. Its product is annotated as carbohydrate sulfotransferase 5-like. Gene Ontology annotation, molecular function: N-acetylglucosamine 6-O-sulfotransferase activity. The record is from RefSeq and is a predicted model, not a curated record. Gene Ontology annotation, biological process: sulfur compound metabolic process; N-acetylglucosamine metabolic process. NCBI's taxonomy places the organism in Eukaryota, Metazoa, Cnidaria, Scyphozoa, Rhizostomeae, Rhizostomatidae.